Molecule: messenger RNA, 774 nt
Organism: Blepharisma stoltei
Lineage: Eukaryota; Ciliophora; Heterotrichea; Heterotrichida; Blepharismidae
Source: the annotation of a GenBank genome assembly
AUGGCACGAACAUCCCCAAAAUUCCCUCCAAUAAUUGAAGCACCUGAUCCAUGACUUCCUAGACCAAUUAAAGAAAAUGAACCAACCACUCGCCAAGAAUCUGAUGAGUGGUUCGAGCAAAGCAAAUCUGUCAACAGCACCAUCGCGAAUCUCAGAAACGAAAUCUUAGAUUAUAAAAAAGAAAAUAACGAUUUAUUGAAGAAAAAUAAUAAGCUUGAAAACGAAAAGACAGAGCUGGAAAGGCAAGUUGCAGGGCUUGAAAGAGAAAUUCAGGUUUUAGAAACACAAUUAAAAAAUCAACCAAGACCUUUAGCAAGUGAUUUCGGAAGCAGAGAAAACAAAUACGAACUUGAAAAGGAAAAUCUAACCCUUAAAAAAGAAAUCGAAGAGAAAAACAAUAAGCUCCACAAUAUCGCUCUAAAUAAUUUUGCGUUAAGAGCUAAAUUGAUUACUUGGGUCAAAACUAAUGAAAUAGAAAAACAAAGGAAAGUUCCAGCUGAAGAAAAACCAAGAGACAUAAGACAUGAAGUUGAAUUCACUCCUGAUAAAAGCCAAAAUUUUAAGCCUGUGCCUUCUAUCAGUCAAAGAGGGAAAAAAAGAAAUGACAACAGAUCUUCUCUGGAUAGAAUGAUAAAAGAUCUUCAAUAUCGGCCAGUUAUCCCUAAAAUAGAAGUAGAGUCGAGCAAUCCUUUUAAUUUUUUAGCAAUGAUUUUGAUAUCAUUUUUGGCAGGCUUUUUCUUAUUGCGUAUAAUACCUAAUAUACCUAAUAAGUAA